Molecule: messenger RNA, 1473 nt
Organism: Schizosaccharomyces octosporus yFS286
Lineage: Eukaryota; Fungi; Ascomycota; Schizosaccharomycetes; Schizosaccharomycetales; Schizosaccharomycetaceae
Product: septin Spn3
Exons: 3
Coding region: 102-1217 (371 amino acids)
Biological process (GO): cytoskeleton-dependent cytokinesis
Cellular component (GO): microtubule cytoskeleton; cytosol; septin complex
Molecular function (GO): molecular adaptor activity; GTP binding; GTPase activity
Source: RefSeq, a predicted model, not a curated record
CGUUACCUUCUCAUGGUGCAAAGCACCAUGAGAAUGGGACGCGUUUUGUUCUUUCACAAACACUGGUUUUUCAAGAAUCGUCGUAUAUAUUUGGUAAGAAAAUGCGUACGGCUAAGAAAACAUCCAAGAAAGGAGUUCCCUUUAAUUUGCUCGUUGUUGGAGAUGCCGGUCUGGGAAGAUCGGCUUUUGUGAACACUUUAUGUGAAAAACCAUUGAUUAAAAAGGACAAUACCCAUUUCGAUCCUUCAAUGGCGGCUUCAAUGUCUCCAGUAGAGAUCGUUCCCUAUCAGACUGAUAUUGUAUUGGAGGACGGCUUUAGAAUCAGCUUGACAGUUCUGGACACUCCUCAUUUUAAUGAAGCCAUCGAUAAUGAAAAUAAUUUUGAUAUAAUUCUUCAAUAUCUUGAAAGUCAAUAUGACAAUGUCUUGGAAGAAGAAACACGAAUUAAGCGGAACGCUAAGUUUAGUGAUGAACGCGUUCAUGCUCUCAUAUAUUUCAUUUCACCCACAGGUCAUGGCCUUAGAGAAUUAGAUAUUGAAUUGAUGAAGCGACUUGCGCCUCGGGUUAACGUGAUUCCUGUGAUUGCAAAGGCAGAUUCUUUGACAGCUGAGGAGCUUAAAGAAACCAAGAAAAUGAUCCUUGACGAUAUUGCAUAUUAUCAUAUUCCCGUGUAUAAUUUUCCUUAUGAUGAGGAAGAAGAUGAAGAAGCAUUGGUUUCUUUGAGCAAGAGUUUGCGCUCCAAAAUGCCAUUUGCAAUAGUUAGCUCCGAUCGUUUAGUCGAAAUUGGUGGAAAUACAAUUCGUGGACGUGUCUACCCUUGGGGUGUUGUCGAUGUGGAUAAUCCAUCUCAUUCAGACUUCUUAGCUUUGCGUUCUGCCAUUUUUUCAACUCAUUUAGAGGACUUGCAAUCGAUAACGAACAAUCAGUUGUACGAGUCAUAUCGUACCGAAAAGUUGUCUGCUUCGCAUUUGGCAAUGGAUAGUUCCUAUAAUGAUCUUAGUUCAGGUAAUCAACAAGACCAAGUUUUACGAGAAGAUAGAUUACGGGCAAUUGAGUUGUCUGUGCAACGCGAAAUUGAAGAGAAACGACGUCAAUUACUUGCACGCGAAGAAGCGCUGAGAGCUUUGGAAGAAAAGAUUGCCGCCUCUACUGCAGCAAUGGCAAACACAAGUGUUUCAACACCUCCUUCUACCGAAAAUUCUGCUUCUCAAUCUUAAAGUGUUAAUUAUCAUUAAGUUUGGAUCUACUGUAUUGCAAAUACCUUCGUUACUGUCACUACGCACUUUCCUUGAAGUUUAUAUCUACCAAAUUUCACAUGCCAUUUUUAUUAAUCUGAAUGGAAUUUUUUAUGAACAUGAAUUCAAUAUAUAAAUAUAAAUAUGAAUAAAUAUAUAUAUGUAUAUAUAUAUAUACAUAUACAUAUAAUUUUGUUGAAACAGUCAAAGGAAGUAUUUUGCAAAUCAUACAUCUCAU